AUGUCUUCCAACGCCUGGACGCGCGUCGAUUCUCCCGCCCAUCACGUUUUCUCAACGCCAAUCGAAAAGGCCGAAUUAGACGACCGCGAAUAUCGCGUGAUUCGACUAGAGAAUGGUCUUCAGGCCCUACUGAUACACGAUGGAACCACAGACAAAGCCGCCGCUGCGAUGGACGUCGGAGUCGGCCAUCUAAGUGAUCCGGAUGACAUUCCCGGGUUAGCGCACUUUUGCGAGCACUUGUUAUUCCUCGGCACCAAGGCUUUUCCAAGGAGAAUGAAUACUCGCAGUAUAUCAAAGCCCACGGCGGCUCUUCGAAUGCGUAUACGUCGACAAGUAAUACAUGCUACUACCUCCGUUGGAUCCUCCCACCUCGCGGGAGCCUCGACCGCUUCUCCGCCUUCUUCCAUUCGCCUCUCUUCGACCCAAGCUGCACGUCCGCGAGCUUAA
Messenger RNA from Serendipita indica DSM 11827, 447 nucleotides. NCBI's taxonomy places the organism in Eukaryota, Fungi, Basidiomycota, Agaricomycetes, Sebacinales, Serendipitaceae. The record is from the annotation of a GenBank genome assembly.